This is a messenger RNA of Centropristis striata (black sea bass), 2141 nucleotides long. RefSeq names its product ring finger protein 185 (gene rnf185). The record is from RefSeq and is a predicted model, not a curated record. The transcript is spliced from 6 exons. Gene Ontology annotation, cellular component: endoplasmic reticulum. Gene Ontology annotation, biological process: ubiquitin-dependent protein catabolic process. The coding region runs from base 418 to 999 and encodes 193 amino acids. Gene Ontology annotation, molecular function: metal ion binding; ubiquitin-like protein conjugating enzyme binding; ubiquitin protein ligase activity. Lineage: Eukaryota; Metazoa; Chordata; Actinopteri; Perciformes; Serranidae.
ACUACCGGUUGACGGUAGUAUCUGUGCUGUGGCUGUGUGAUGCAACCAGCUGUAAAGAUAUUUUUCAACUUCUAAUAAUAAGUUUUGUUUUUUUUAAGUUAGAAAAUAACGUUCGGAACUACACAUUGGAUUAACGCUCUAGUUUUUGUCGUUCGUUGUUUGUAUUCGGUUUAUUUCGUCAGGCAAAACGACGAAACCGCUGCUAGGUAGAGCUAAAGUUAGCUAGCAGGCAGUGGAUUUUAUUCGAUUUCACUUAUUUUUGAAGAAUUAUUUCUGUCCCCUUAAGUCUAUCGUCUGCUCUUCUCUAUCAGCUACAAACGCCCAUUAACUGGGCCUCCCUAUGUACUUAUUUUGAAGCGCUGGGUGCCAGUGGAGUCACCCCACCUGUGUCCUCUUGUUGAGCGGAUCUAUAUUUAAAUGGCCACCGCUGCCUCACCUCCAGCCCCUGGCUCCACUGCGGCCACUGAAAACCCAAGUCCCGGAUCCAGCGCCUCGACUGCGGCCGACAGUGGCAACCAGGACAGCACUUUCGAGUGUAAUAUAUGUCUGGACACCGCCAAGGAUGCAGUGAUCAGCCUGUGUGGACACCUUUUCUGUUGGCCUUGCUUGCAUCAGUGGUUAGAGACCAGACCCAACAGACAAGUUUGUCCAGUGUGCAAAGCGGGCAUCAGCCGAGACAAAGUUAUCCCCUUAUAUGGGCGGGGAAGCACAGGUCAACAAGACCCCAGAGAAAGAACACCCCCUCGACCACAAGGGCAGAGGCCUGAGCCAGAAAACCGUGGUGGCUUUCAAGGGUUUGGCUUUGGAGAUGGUGGUUUCCAGAUGUCAUUUGGAAUUGGUGCCUUUCCGUUUGGUAUUUUUGCUACAGCUUUUAACAUCAACGAUGGCAGACCUCCUCCAGCAGCCCCUGGGACACCGCAGCACAUGGACGAACAGUUUCUGUCUCGACUCUUCCUGUUUGUCGCGCUGGUGAUUAUGUUUUGGCUGCUGAUUGCAUAAAUCCUUGGAAAGACAACAACAUCUUGGACCAACACAAAAGAUUUGACAGGUGGUUUGCAUCGAUGUGAUCCUGCCUCUUUUCUGAUUUUUUUUUUGCUCCUCUCCUCGUCAAAAAGCCAUGUGGGAUUUAAAUGAAGUAGGAUUUUCCAAAAUAAAGGAUAUUAACUUUCAAGGUUAACCACACAAACUUGGUUGCCUAAUGUUUUAACUUGACACAGUCACCCAAACUGCAUCAGCAUAUACAUUUCAAUUUCAAAACAAAUUUCAUGCUCCUUGAUACAUGCAACAUGUUUUUGUUUUUUAAUCAGACAUGAGACUGUUCAGAUGAGAAAAAACAUCUUUUUGACUGUUGUUUGGGUAUUUAAAGAUAUAUCAUCAGUGCUCGUUGCUUGUAAACUUGGAUUUUCAUUCACACUUGUAAUCCCAUGUUCUGUAUAUGGUAAUUUCCGUUCAGUCUAUAUUUGGCCCCUUUUACCAUAUUUGAUCCCUAUGAGCCUUUGAGGGUAGUAUUUAUUGAAUAGUUAUUUUAUUCAUAGUACACCUGUGUUUUUCCUACUAUUACCUAACAACAUUAAUUAUUGCUCUGUCUACUCAAGUGUCCCAUUAAGACAUGACAGUGGAUCAUUAAUAUUAUUUACACAUGUAAUUUUUCUUCUGUGAAAUUGUCUUCCAUGGAAAAGAUCUAAUCAACAGGUUGCAAACAAUCCUGAGUUGCACUCUGAAUACGAGCAUGUGCCUCCUCCAUGUUUUCAGUCUUUUUUUGUAAUGUACUAACAAUGUUGUGUUUUCUCGCUGUACCUGAUCUUUAAAAAAUAUGCAUCUCUUCUGCAGAGAAUGUACCAAAAUCAUACACAUCCUGUGAAAUCAAAACAAUGUUAGACAUUGUCUCUUUAUUUUAGAUGAGUUAAAAAGAAAUAUGUUGAUGCAUGUAAACAUUUGAAAUAUUAAUUUAUAAAACAGUGUUAAUCUCCAAACUGUUCUUUUUUUUUUUGCUCAGUCACUGUAAUUACAUGUAAAAUACUGUAUAUUAUUACAGAAAUAUUACUGAAAUGAAGAUUGGCUGGUUGAACCUGAAAUAACUUUUCUAAAUGUGAAUUCACCCUACUGAGAGUGAAGCUGUGUAAAUAAAGAUUCUAAUCAUA